AUGACGGAUCCUGUGGUGUUGCAAUCCGCCGUACGAGUGCCGACGCCUCCCCCAGGCGAGUCGCAACCUUCAGCUUCACGCAAACGGUCUCCUCCCUCGCGUUCUCCGUCUCCGAAUCGUCGCCGUUCGGCUCCGGGUGAUUCGUUGAAGCAGGAUGGGGACGCACCUCGCCUCGACGAUGAGCGUGCACGGGAAAGAGAACGCCAGCUCGCCGAGCGGGUUCGCGAACACGAGAAGAAAGAAGCCGCGCGAAAACCCAUGACGGACGAAGAGAAGCAAGCAUCAGCCAAGGCAGAGUAUGAGAAAUUGUUGAAUAUGCGCUCUGGUGGUACCUAUAUUCCUCCGGCCCGACUGCGCGCCCUGCAGUCACAGAUCACGGACAAGUCCAGCAAAGAGUAUCAGCGGAUGGCAUGGGAAGCCUUGAAGAAAUCGAUCAAUGGUCUUAUCAACAAGGUGAACGUGUCAAACAUCAAGUUUAUUGUUCCAGAACUUUUUGGUGAGAACUUGGUCCGCGGACGUGGUUUGUUUUGCCGGAGUAUCAUGAAGGCUCAGGCUGCCAGUUUGCCGUUUACUCCGAUCUACGCUGCGAUGGCCGCCAUUGUCAACACCAAAUUGCCUCAAGUUGGCGAACUGCUCCUCUCCCGAUUGAUCGUCCAAUUUCGGAAAGCAUUCAAGCGGAACGACAAAGCUGUCUGUAUCUCCUCUACUACCUUCAUCGCACACCUUUGCAAUCAGCAGGUCGUCCAUGAGAUGACAGCCGCCCAGAUUCUCCUUCUUCUCCUUCACAAGCCUACGGACGAUAGCGUUGAAAUUGCCGUCGGUCUUACACGAGAGGUUGGACAGCAUUUGGAGGAGAUGAGCGGACCUAUUGCGCUGGCGGUAUUCGAUCAAUUCCGCAACAUCCUGCACGAGGCCGAUAUCGACAAGCGUGUACAGUAUAUGAUCGAAGUUCUGUUUCAAGUGCGCAAGGACAGGUACAAGGAUAACCCAGCGGUAAGAGAGGAUUUGGAUCUAGUGGAAGAGGAGGAUCAAAUUACCCAUCGCAUUGGUCUAGACGAUGAGAUUGAAACCCAGGACGGGCUCAACAUCUUCAAAUAUGAUGAGCAAUGGGAGGAACACCAAGAGGCGUACGCGCGGUUGAAGGCAGAGAUCUUAGGAGAAGGUAGCGAGGAUGAAGAUGAUGAGGACGAAUCGGACGUGAGCUCGGAUGAAGAAGAGGACGAGGAGAAGAAGAUGGAUAUCAAGGAUCAAAGUAACACAGAUCUCGUCAACCUUCGACGGACCAUUUACUUGACAAUCAUGUCGAGUAUUGACUUUGAAGAAUGCUGUCACAAGCUGAUGAAGGUCUCGCUACCACCUGGCCUGGAGCCAGAGCUUCCAUCCAUGAUCAUCGAGUGUUGCUCUCAAGAGCGCACUUACUCAAAGUUCUACGGAUUGAUUGGAGAACGGUUUGCCAAGAUCAAUCGUCUCUGGUCGGACUUGUUUGAGGCUGCGUUCGCCAAAUACUACGACACGAUCCAUCGGUACGAGACGAACCGGCUUCGCAACAUUGCCUGCUUCUUUGGCCACAUGCUCAGCACUGACGCGAUUGGCUGGCAUGUGAUGUCUAUCAUCCAUAUGAAUGAGGAGGAGACAACAUCGAGCAGUCGUAUCUUUAUCAAGAUUCUCUUCCAGAAUCUCGGAGAACAUCUUGGACUGCCCAAGUUGCGGGCGCAGAUGACGGAUGAGAUCCUUCGACCCAGCUUCGAGGGACUCUUCCCUAUGGACAACCCACGCAACACGCGUUUCUCCAUCAACUACUUCACCAGUGUCGGUUUUGGUGUUUUGACGGAAGAUAUGCGUGAACACCUCAAGAACCUGCCCAAACCGGAGCCGCCCGCACUGCCGCCGGCUAGGGAUGCAGAUUCGGAUUCGGAGUCGGUC
Molecule: messenger RNA, 1923 nt
Organism: Aspergillus glaucus CBS 516.65
Lineage: Eukaryota; Fungi; Ascomycota; Eurotiomycetes; Eurotiales; Aspergillaceae
Product: pre-mRNA-splicing factor CWC22
Exons: 1
Biological process (GO): mRNA splicing, via spliceosome
Cellular component (GO): catalytic step 2 spliceosome
Molecular function (GO): RNA binding; protein binding
Source: RefSeq, a predicted model, not a curated record